AUGUCUGGCGGGCAGUAUUAUUAUCAACAAUUGGAAGAAAUGUUGCAUUCUGCUGCAGUUGAUCCAUUACCAGAAAGGAUUAUCAACAAAAUUAUAAUGAUUCUGAAGAAGAGCAACACACUAUUCGACGAAAAGGAUCCCUUAUUUUUGAAAGAACUUCAAGAAUUGAAAGAGAGUUACGAGGAAGUUAUGAGAACUACUAGAAGAGAUUUUGUUCUGGGAACGAAAAAAGAUAAUGGAGAAUCUUCUACGAAAUUUAGGGUAUCAGAACCACGAAGCAUUAAGACAUAUUGCAAAGAAAUUAUUUCAAAAUGUCUGUCUUAUGAGGAUGAAAUGAUGAGCUUCUGGUGGCCUGAAAUUAGCUUGAUAUUCUCCGAGAAGAAGAAUCUUGCAGAUUUCAGAGGCAGGCAACGCUGGUCAAUUUUGAAUUGUGUGCACAAUAUAAUUCUGCAGACAUUAUAUUUCAUACUGGAUGCUUUCAAGUUGAAGUCCGAGCAUUUAAAAUCCGCACCGUUCUCUGUUCGUCUUAAAGUGCAGCCGACCGGUUCUCAUGCAGUUAUCCUUUGCGCCCCAUCCAAAUUGAAGUUUUAUUUGGAGAGGAAAGCUGAAGUGAACAAUCUCAGCAAUCAGAAAGAACUGCCUUUAAUAUGCAUUGACUUGAGUUUCCUCAAAACGCAGCUGAUUGCGCUCCACGACAAUUUAAUUGAUCAGCUACGAGCUGCUGCUUGUGGAAUGCUGAGGUCUCUAAAGGAAGGGCUAUGUUCUGAGUUCAAGGCGCUGAAAAAAACGCUCUUAACUAAUCCGGCAUCUGCUAAAGAAAUGGUCGUUUUAAUUGAUCUUUAUGAUAGACUUCUUGCAAACGAGUUUAAAGAUUUAUUGGAUAAAGUCAAAGAUGCCCUAUCCAAGACAAUUGUUUUAAUGAACCUCACAACUUUAGGACCUGAAGAGCUGAAACUUAACUCGGAACUCCUUUUAUGGCCUAAAAGAAUGAAGCCCGUUUUCAAGCAGUGUUCUAAACUGAUAGAAGACGCCAAAGUCCGUUUCGAGGAAAAAUUGGCUGCCGUGAUCCGCAAAGUACGCGUCGACUUGCUGAACCUGCUGGAGCACGCUGGCGACCUCGAAGCCCUGGGAGACAUCUCCAUGAUCCAGGAGUAUCGGAAGGAGGCCCUGCAGCUGAAGAAGAGGGUGAAAGCUGCCGAAACCGCCAUAGCUUGGAUAAACGAAGAAGAAGCACUGGCAAAGCAGGCGCCGAGUGCAUUCCCCGAGGUCGAGGCUAUAUUAAGCGCUAUAGGACCAUUCAUACAACUCUAUCAGCUGUUCAUUGAUUGGGAUGAAGCUGAGAAAGAGUGGAUGGAUGGUGCAUUUUAUGAAUUAGAUGCUGCCACUAUUGAAACUAAAGUUUCAGAAUAUAAAAUCGAGGCCUUCAAGAUAAAAAAGGACCUGCAAAGGAUACUGAAAGAAAAACUGAAAGAAUCGAAAAGAAAUACAGUCAAAGAAGAAACUCUCCCACCUUUUGAAAUCGUUGAUAACAUAAUCAAGAGAAUCACGAAGUUUGCCCGUUUCGUUCCUGCUAUGGUCGUUCUGUGCAAUCCUGGAAUGAAACUGCGCCACUGGAAAAUGGUCUCCGAAAUAGUUGGGAAGAAGGUGAUUCCAGACACAUCUACAACUUUCAAGGAUCUCAUUGAGAUGAAAAUCCACCAAUUCACUGAUGAAAUUGCUCCCAUCAGCUCCAAAGCAACCAGGGAACUGGGUCUCGAGAGGGCCCUGAAGAAGAUGAAGGAGGAAUGGCAGGAGAUUCAGUUUGUAACUCUCCCGCACCGCGACAGCAACACGCAUGUCCUCUGCUCUCUUGACGACAUCCAGACCUUGCUGGACGAUAAUAUAGUGAAGACACAGGCCAUGAGAGGAUCGCCUUUCGCCAAACCAUUUGAGGGGGAAAUUAAAGAGUGGGAGGAAAUCUUGAAACUGACCCAGGACACCAUCGACGAGUGGCUGAAGGUGCAGAUGCAGUGGCUCUACUUGGAGCCCAUUUUCUCUUCGGCCGACAUUCUGCAACAAAUGCCGCGAGAGGGCGCUCUCUUUCAGGCAGUUGACGCCACCUGGAGGAAGAUCAUGAAGAAGACCAAUGAGAAGCCGAACGUUUUGGAAAACACCUCCACACGAGAAGUGUACAAUGAUUUAGUGAAUUGCAACGACAUGCUCGACAAAAUAAACAAAGGCUUGAAUUCAUACCUGGAAAAGAAAAGAUUAUAUUUUCCGAGAUUUUUCUUCCUGUCCAAUGACGAGAUGCUGGAGAUCUUGUCCGAGACCAAAGAUCCCUUAAGGGUCCAACCUCAUCUCAAGAAGUGUUUCGAGGGGAUCGCAGCGCUCGAUUUCGAUGACGACCUGAGGAUAAGGGGAAUGCUGAGCAGCGAAGAGGAGAAAGUGUUCUUCUCGAAGAUCAUUUCCACGAAGGACGCCAGAGGUCAAGUCGAGAAGUGGCUGUUACAGGUUCAAGACGUAAUGCUGAUAUCUGUUAGAAACGUCAUUCUUGAUGCUCAUAAGUCCUAUGCCAUCAUUGCUAGAAUAAACUGGAUCGUCCAGUGGCCUGGCCAAGUAGUUCUCUGUGUGUCUCAAAUUUACUGGACAGCAGAAGUUCACGAGGCCAUCGCUAGGGGCGUUUCAGCCAUUAAGCGAUAUUACGAGAAGCUGAACAAGCAACUGGCUGAAAUCGUGGACCUGGUGCGCGGAAAGCUGAGCAAGCAGGCUCGCGUGACCUUAGGUGCGCUCGUCGUCAUCGACGUUCACGCCCGGGAUGUGGUGCAGGAAUUAAUCAACAACGACAUUGAGAGUGAAUACGAUUUUCAGUGGCUGGCCCAGCUGCGGUAUUACAUUGAGAUGCUUGAAGAGGAGGAACAGGUUCGGGUGCGGAUCACUAAUGCUGAUGUCAAAUAUGCGUACGAAUACCUUGGAAACACACCGAGGCUGGUCAUCACCCCACUAACAGAUCGCUGCUACCGCACACUCAUUGGAGCUUUCCACCUUCAUUUAAACGGCGCCCCCGAAGGUCCAGCGGGCACUGGCAAAACCGAGACCACCAAAGACUUGGCGAAAGCUCUCGCCGUCCAGUGCGUGGUUUUCAACUGUUCAGAUGGUUUGGAUUAUAUUGCUAUGGGCAAGUUCUUCAAAGGACUUGCUUCUGCAGGUGCGUGGGCUUGUUUCGACGAAUUCAAUCGUAUUGAGCUUGAAGUACUUUCUGUAGUUGCACAGCAGAUUCUGUCGAUCAUUCGAGCUGUUCGGGGAAACGUGGAAACGUUCAAUUUUGAAGGAACCGAACUGACUUUGAAUCCCAACUGCUACGUCUGUAUCACGAUGAACCCUGGCUAUGCCGGACGCUCGGAGCUGCCGGAUAAUCUGAAGGUUCUGUUUCGUACCGUUGCAAUGAUGGUCCCCGACUAUGCUAUGAUUGGAGAAAUUUCUCUCUAUUCUUUUGGCUAUCUGGACGCGAGGAACUUGGCCGUUAAAAUCGUGACGACGUACCGCCUCUGUUCUGAGCAGCUGUCCUCUCAAAAUCAUUACGAUUACGGGAUGCGCGCUGUCAAGGCGGUUUUGGCAGCUUCGGGCAAUUUAAAACUGAAAUUUCCAGAAGCGCAAGAAGAUAUUCUCCUUUUACGCUCCAUAUUGGACGUCAAUUUACCAAAAUUUUUAUCUCACGACAUUCCGCUGUUCGAAGGCAUCAUCUCCGAUCUUUUUCCAGGAGUUGUGAUACCGAAGCCUGAUUAUGAGGUGUUUUUGGAUGCUACCAGAGAAAUCUGUGAGGGCAGAAAUCUUCAGACUCCUGAUGUCUUUGUGAACAAAGUCAUUCAAACUUAUGAGAUGAUGGUUGUGCGCCAUGGUUUCAUGCUCGUCGGGCCGCCCAAUUCAGGGAAAACGAGUGUGCUUCAUGUCUUGGCAGACACUCUUAGCUUGCUGAAGCAGAAAGGAUUUCUGGAGGAAGAAGCGGUCACCCACCGCACGGUCAAUCCGAAAGCGAUCACCAUGGGCCAGCUGUUUGGGGAAUUCGAUCCAGUAACACACGAGUGGACUGACGGAAUUGUGGCUAUCAUCUUUCGAGAGUUCGCCUUCUCCAGGAACCCCAACAGAAAGUGGGUGGUUUUCGAUGGACCAGUCGACACCCUCUGGAUCGAAAGUAUGAAUACUGUUCUGGAUGACAACAAGAAACUCUGUCUGAUGAGCGGCGAAAUCAUCCAGAUGUCCAACUCCAUGAGUCUCAUCUUCGAGGUGAUGGACCUCUCGCAAGCGUCGCCUGCCACCGUGAGUCGCUGCGGCAUGAUCUACAUGGAGGCAACGGCUCUGGGUUGGGAGCCAAAGGUGCAGUCAUGGCUGAAGCUACUCCCCGAGCAGUGGGCCGGUGAAAAUCAGACGUGCAUCUACGCCCUCUGCCAAUGGAUCAUCCCCUCCGCCACCACAUUCGUGAGGAAGAAUUGCAAAGAGCUGGUGAGCACGAGCGACAGUCACCUGGUAGAUUCAUUCUUGCGCUUGGUGGAGAUCAUCAUGAACGAAGCGUGCACGGACGAAGAGGCCUUCUCCAACGCCGACCGGAAGGUGCUCAAGUGCUGGAUCAUAGGUGCCUUCAUGUUCGCCACCGUCUGGUCUGUGGGCGCCGCCUGCGAUGAGGCAAGCAGAGAAAAGUUCAGCAAUUUCCUCAAGGAACUGACAGUGGGCGAGUGCACCGAUCACCCCAUUCCGCCUGACGUCGGCAUGAAGAUCGACUGCACUUUCCCAAAGGAAGGCUCAGUCUACGAUUACAAGUUUCUGACCCGCGGAAAAGGGCAAUGGUACUCGUGGAAAGAUUCCAUCGUACCUCUGGCUGCAACAAGCAUGAACUUCCGAGAAAUCAUCGUUCCAACUGUCGACACGGUGCGGUAUUCCUACCUGAUGGAUUUGAGCAUCCGUCAUCGCAGGCCAGUAUUGUUGGUCGGGCCCACGGGGACUGGCAAGACAGCCUAUGUCCAAGAGAAGAUGAUGAAGGGUCUGGACAGAGAGAUCUACGUGCCUUCCUUUAUCGCUUUCUCGACUCAGACGUCAGCCGGACAAGCACAAGACAUCAUCAUGUCAAAGCUUGAGAAGCGCAGGAAGGGUAUCUUCGGUCCCCCUUUCGGGAAACGGUGCGUCAUCUUCAUCGACGACUUGAACAUGCCGGCCGUCGAGGUGUACGGCGCGCAGCCGCCCAUAGAGCUGCUCAGACAGUUUUUCGAUCACGGAAUGUGGUAUGAGAAGAAAGAAAAGUCAGAAAUUCAUUUAGUGGACACCCAGUUCAUUGCAGCAAUGGGACUUCCUGGAGGAGCUCGCAACAACAUCACGCCGAGGCUUCUGCGCCACUUCGGUGUGAUCGGCGUCAACGCGUUCACUUCCCUCACCAUGAAUACGAUCUUCUCUGCUGUGAUGAGCAUUCACUUCAAGAACAACCAUUUCCCUCCCGAAGCCUUGAUCACGGCUGAGACCAUCGUAUCCGCGACAUCUGUCAUCUACAGUGAAGUGAUCGCCCAUCUUCUACCAACCCCCGCCAAAUCACACUACACCUUCAACUUGAGAGAUUUCGCUCGCGUCAUCCAUGGAUGUUGUCUCAUCAGAAAGGAGUCGCUGGAAAAGAAAAAAAUACUCAUCAGAUUGUGGGUUCAUGAGAUCUAUCGAGUAUUUUAUGAUCGUUUAACAGACAUGGAAGACUGUACCUGGUUAUUUGAACUAAUACGAGUUACUACAGAACUGGAAUUUAAAGAAAAUUUUAACAGUCUUUUCAGACAUCUUUGUUCUUCCAAAGAGGGAAAGGUAUCCGAAGAUGACUUAAGAAACCUAAUGUUUGGCACAUACAUGAACUAUGAAGAAGCGCCUGCAGACAGGCUGUACGACGAGGUUGAAAGCAUAGAGACGUUUGAAACCAUCGCAGAUAAAUGUUUGAUGGAAUAUAAUACUUUCAGCAAAUCGCCGAUCGACAUGGUCAUCUUUAGGUAUGUGUUGGAACAUUUGUCAAGACUUUGCCGCAUCUUAUCGAUACCCGGAGGCAAUGCCUUGCUGGUAGGUGUGGGAGGGAGCGGCCGGCAAUCUGUUACGAAACUUGCUGCCUUCAUCACUGGACAGUGGUUGUUUCAACCAGAGAUAACGAAAAAUUAUGGACUCAACGAAUGGAGAGAAGAUAUCAAACGCGUUAUGAAGUCUGCUGGAGCCGAAGGGAAAGGAACAGUUUUUCUGGUGACGGACACCCAAAUCAAGGAAGAGUCUUUUCUAGAAGACAUCGAUAAUUUGCUUAACUCUGGAGAAGUUCCAAAUAUUUUCGCAGUUGAUGAAAAGCAAGAGAAGAUAGAAUCCGUCCGUCCUUUGGUGGAGAAAGAGGAAGGCGCGGACCUCUCUCCACUCUCCCUCUUCUCUUACUUCGUGAAGCGGUCGAGUGAGAAUAUGCAUAUCAUUAUCGCCAUGAGUCCUAUCGGCAACGCCUUCCGUGUGAGACUCAGACAAUUCCCUUCCCUCAUCAACUGCUGUACCAUCGAUUGGUUUCAGACUUGGCCAGAAGAUGCCUUAGAGAGAGUGGCAGAGCAUUACUUUAAGGACAUGGAACUGAAGAAAUCAAUGAAAAAGAACAGUGUCAUUAUUUGUAAAUACUUCCAUGUAAGAUCGCAGGAGUUGUCUAACAUGUUUGCGAGUGAGUUGGGGCGGCAAACCUACAUCACUCCCACUUCCUACCUGACCCUGAUCUCAUCUUUUAAGCAACUGCUGAGCGAGAAGCAGCAGGAGACGCGCGCCGCCAUCCAGCGGUACGAAGGGGGCCUCAGCCAACUCGAGUUCUUCUCAGUCACCAUCACCGGCAUGCAGAAGGACAUUGAGGAGUUGCAACCCAAGCUGGUUGUCGCCAAGGAGGAGGCGGAGGCCUUCAUCGAGAAAAUCAAGAAGGAGUCCGCCGACGUGGAGAAGGUGAAGGCGGUGGUGAACAAGGACGAGGAAUACGCCAGUGCCCAGGCGAGAGAAGCCUCUGCCCUCAAGGAAGAGUGUGAGGCAGAUCUGGCGGAGGCCCUGCCGGCGCUCGAGGAAGCCCUGCGAGCUCUCGAUACACUCAAGCCAUCCGACAUCACUCUCGUCAAAUCUAUGAAGAAUCCACCGAAUGCCGUGAAAGUGGUGCUGGCCGCCGUGUGCAUCAUGCAGAAUAUAAAACCCGACAGAGUGACGGACCCUGCUACGGGAAGGAAAGUGAAUGACUACUGGGGGCCAUCCAAGAAACUGCUUGGCGACAUGGGUUUCCUCCAAUCUCUCAGAGAUUACGAUAGAGACAACAUUGAUCCAGCAAUCAUGGAAAAAAUUCGCUCAGAGUACAUUCCGUUGGCAGAGUUUAAUCCAGCCAAUGUUGCAAAAGCUUCAUCCGCUGCCGAGGGCCUAUGCAGAUGGGUGCUGGCCAUGGAACUCUACGACAGGACGGCGAAAGUGGUCGCCCCAAAGAAGGCUAAGUUGGCAGAAGCCGAGCAACAGCUGUCUGUGAUCAUGGAGUUGCUGCAGACGAAACGGUCCGAGCUGGCCGCCCUGGAGUCGAAGCUGGCCGCUCUGCGCAGGGACUGUGAUUUGUCCGUCCAGAAGAAAAAAGAUCUGGAAGCCCAAGCCAAGCUUUGUGAAAUCAACUUGCAAAGAGCCGAGAAGCUCAUCGGGGGGCUCGGUGGAGAGCGGAUCAGGUGGGCCAAUGAAGCCAAAAGUCUUCGAACCAAAUUUGAAAACCUUCCUGGUGAUGUUCUUUUGGCAUCAGGUGUCAUAGCCUAUCUUGGACCAUAUACUUCUUAUUACCGCAGUUUGUGCACUGCAGAUUGGGUUGAGUUUUGCAUGCAUCACAGAAUUCCUUGCACCCAGAAUUUUUCACUCGGUGAGACCUUAGGGAAUCCUGUGAAAAUUCAGUUCUGGAACUUGAACGGUUUGCCAAGAGACGCUUUUUCGACGGACAAUGGAGUCAUCGUCGAAUAUGGAAAACGAUGGCCUUUACUAAUAGAUCCUCAGGGACAGGCGAGCAAAUGGGUGAAAAAUAUGGAAAAAGAGAACCUCUCUAUUGUGAAACUUACUGACCCCGAUAUCCUAAGAACGUUGGAGAACAGCGUUCAGUUCGGAUGGCCAGUGCUGUUGGAGGACGUGGGCGAAGAACUCGAUCCCUCUCUGGAGCCUCUUCUUCAACGCAAGACGUUUAAACACGGUGGUGUCGACAUGGUCCAGUUGGGCGACUCCAGCAUAGAAUUCAAUAAAGACUUCCGGCUGUACAUCACUACCAAACUGAGAAACCCUCACUACCUGCCAGAGAUUUCGACCAAAGUCUCUCUCAUCAAUUUCAUGAUAACACCGGAAGGCCUGGAAGAUCAACUUCUGGGAAUUGUCGUCGCAAAAGAAAGACCCGAUCUGGAGGAGGCCCGACAGCAGCUGAUCGUGCAGACGGCGGCCAACAGGAAGUCCCUCCAGGAGCUUGAAGACAAGAUCUUGUUCACGCUCGCUCAGUCAGAAGGCAGCAACAUCCUUGAAAACGAAGAGGCCACCGAAGUCCUCGACUCAUCGAAAUUUCUCGUGGAUGACAUAAAGGCCAAGCAGAAGAUAGCUGACGAAACCACCGCCAACAUCAAUAAGUCCCGAGAAUCCUACAAAUGCGUCGCCCAACGUUCUUCGGUGCUGUUUUUCUCAAUAACCGAUCUUCCGAACGUGGAUCCAAUGUACCAGUACUCUCUGAAUUGGUUCAUCAACCUCUUCCUCAGGGCUAUUCAGCACAGCGAAAAAUCUGAAGAUUUAUCUCAAAGACUUCAAAAUUUGAAUGAAUAUUUCAUAUAUAGCUUGUAUUGCAACAUUUGCCGGUCGCUGUUUGAGAAGGACAAGCUGCUCUUUUCUUUCAUUCUUUGCUGCAAUUUGCUCAUGUUUGAGAAGAAGCUGGAGAAGAGCGAGUUUAAGUUCUUCUUGACUGGCGGCGUGGGACUCGAGAAUCCUUUCCCGAACCCUGCUCCCACCUGGCUGCCGGACAAAAGCUGGGAUGAAGUGUGCAGGCUCGCUGAUUUCCCCGCUCUCUCGUCCCUCAGGGAAGAGUUUACUUCAAGCCCCGAAAGUUGGAAGCCUAUGUAUGAAUCGAAAGAGCCCCAGAAUCUGUCACUUCCAGGCAAGUGGACUGAAUCGACGACGCCUUUUCAGGAGCUUCUAAUCCUGCGCUGCUUGAGAGCGGAUAAGAUAGUGGUCUUGGUCACGAAGUUCGUGGCCGACCAACUCGGGGUAGAGUUUGUGCGCCCUCCGCCCUUCGACCUACCUCAGAGCUAUGGAGACUCCAGUGCCACGGUGCCAUUACUCUUUGUGCUAUCACCUGGGGCUGAUCCCAUGGCCGCACUGCUCAAGUUUGCCGAGGACCAGGGAUUUGGAGGGGAUAAAUUUGGUGCCAUAUCCUUAGGACAAGGACAGGGCCCCAUCGCUGAAGCCAUGAUAAAGAAAGCCCAAAAGAAUGGCUCCUGGGUGGCUUUGCAAAACUGUCACUUAGCUGUGUCAUGGAUGCCGCAACUGGAAAGAAUAUGCUCUGAACUGGCCGACAGCACAACACAUCCGGACUUUCGUCUUUGGCUCACAAGUUAUCCGUCGCCAAAGUUCCCCGUGUCUGUGCUCCAAAAUGGCGUAAAAAUGACGAAUGAACCGCCCACUGGCCUGAAGCAAAAUUUGCUUCAAUCAUUUUUGAGUACGCCUAUCAGUGACCAGGAAUUCUUCAAUGGUUGUGGGCAAAAAAACAAGGUGUUCCAGAGACUGGUAUUCAGCCUGUGCUUCUUUCAUGCUCUAAUUCAGGAGCGCAAGAAAUUCGGUCCCAUCGGCUGGAACAUCCCGUAUGGUUUCAACGAAUCUGAUCUGCGCAUCUCCCUGCAGCAGCUGCAGAUGUUCGUGAACGAGUACCGGGAGGUGCCCUUCGAGGCCAUCACCUACAUGACUGGCGAGUGCAACUACGGGGGUAGGGUCACCGACGACUGGGACAGGAGGUGUCUGCUAACGUUGUUGGCCGAUUUCUGCAACCCCGAUAUCAUUGAAGAGGAUGAAUACAGAUUAUCUCCUGAUGGAAAGUACACUGUGCCAGAUACAGACUCCUACGAAGAAUUCUUGGAUUUUAUAGAAAGCCUGCCUUCCACCCAACAGCCCGAGGUCUUCGGCAUGCACGAGAACGUGGACAUCACUCGAGAGCUGCAGGAGAGUCGGAGGCUGGUGGAUAGCAUCUUGCUCACGGAAGGCACGGGCAGCUCGGCAGAUGGCGGAACAACCGAUCAGCAGCUCAGUGAAGUGGCUGCCGACAUACUGGCAAAGCUGCCGGCGAAUUUCGAUAUGGAAGAAGCGAAUGCGAGGUAUCCCGUGCGAUACGAUGAGAGUAUGAAUACAGUUUUAGUUCAAGAAAUGGAACGGUUUAACAGGUUGCUUCACAUCAUCCGCAGCAGUUUGCAGCAACUUCAGGCCGUCAUUAAAGGCUUAGUGGUUAUGUCGGCCGAUUUAGAAGCCAUGACCGGAAGCCUGCUGAUUGGCCGUCUGCCUGCCAUGUGGGCGGCUGUUUCGUACCCCUCCCUAAAGCCUCUAGGCAGCUACAUCAAUGACUUCAUCCACAGACUCAAUUUUUUGAAGAAAUGGUUCGAAACUGGUAAGCCACCUGUUUUCUGGUUGUCUGGAUUCUAUUUCACUCAAGCUUUCCUGACUGGGGCGAUGCAAAACUUCGCUCGCAAGUACAAAAUACCAAUCGACCAGCUUGCAUUCGAAUACGAGGUUCUGAAAAUAGACGAUUCGGACACUGCACCUGAAGAUGGCGUUUACAUAAAUGGUUUGUUUUUAGAUGGGGCGAAAUGGAACAGAGAACAGAAUCUGCUGGACGAACAGGAUUCCAAAGUGCUUACUUGUCCAAUGCCGGUCAUCUGGCUAUUGCCCUGCAUGAAAGUUUCUAUAGAGGAGCAUGGCCGCUACAAGUCCCCCCUAUACAAGACAAGUGAAAGGCGGGGCACUCUCUCCACGACAGGACAUUCCACCAAUUAUGUGCUGCACUUUCUUCUCCCCACAGACAGACCACCACAGCAUUGGAUCAAAAGAGGAACUGCCCUGUUAUGCCAGCUAGAUGACUAAAGACUCUUUAUUAUUUCUUUGAUUCAGGGUCUUGUAUCUAACUUCACAUUUGUUGAUACUGUUUAUUGGUAUAAUUUUAUUAAUUUGUCAUUUCUUUGGUGACAGCAAUUCACAUAAUAAACUGUUUAUAAAAAUAUAUUUGUGUGGAUGU
This is a messenger RNA of Argiope bruennichi, 11257 nucleotides long. RefSeq names its product dynein axonemal heavy chain 7-like. Gene Ontology annotation, cellular component: dynein complex. Bases 1 to 11106 code for a protein of 3701 amino acids. The transcript has 70 exons. Gene Ontology annotation, biological process: microtubule-based movement. Lineage: Eukaryota; Metazoa; Arthropoda; Arachnida; Araneae; Araneidae. Gene Ontology annotation, molecular function: dynein intermediate chain binding; ATP hydrolysis activity; dynein light intermediate chain binding. The record is from RefSeq and is a predicted model, not a curated record.